Molecule: messenger RNA, 1611 nt
Organism: Electrophorus electricus (electric eel)
Lineage: Eukaryota; Metazoa; Chordata; Actinopteri; Gymnotiformes; Gymnotidae
Gene: tmem182b
Product: transmembrane protein 182b
Cellular component (GO): membrane
Source: RefSeq, a predicted model, not a curated record
CUGGCCUGGGAUCUGUAAGUGAUGUAAGCCAGAAAUAAUUACUUGGGGUGGGGAGAAAUACAAUUUCAGUUCACACACUGAACUGUCAGAUAGGCAAAGCAGAGAGACGGACAUGGACAACACUGUGGCAGGCACAAGGCUUGGUAGAUCCUGCAGGUAAAUGAGUGUGAGCUCCAGCACCAUGCGGCCAGCGGUGCUGCACUUCUUGGCCGGGUUCUGCGGAGCUCUGGGCUUUGCUCUGCUCCUGCUGUCUCUCAGCACGGACUACUGGCUACUGGCUACCGAGGCCUGUGACUCACAGGGCCAGAUCCCAGCAAAGCUGCCAAGAGUCAUUACAGAGGAUGGUCUGCGAGAAGAGUCAGGUGGUCCUAAACUCCUGUCCUACCAUGAAGGCAUUUUCUGGAGAUGCACGUAUCUGAAGAACCUGGACAGAGAAGAGGACAGUAUGCUGGACUUCUGGAUCACCAACCAGGCAUCAGAGAAGAAGUGUGUGCCAUCGUAUCUCUCUGAUGUUCCACUUUCUGAGCAGACAAAGCACAUUUUAUCUCCAGUUUCAACAACAGUGCACAGGGUUUACUGGUGCCUUCUGUCCAUGCUGGGCCUGACCUUGGUCAUCAUCGCUGUGUUCCUCAUAGUCUGUGGGAUCCCGACGGCCAGCCGUCGUCUGUACAAAGCGGGAGGAGCUUUCUUCAUAACUGGGGGUCUCGUGCAGCUGACUGUGGUGGUGUUGUUCGCUGUCUGGGUGCAGGGCUCAUCAUCGUUGGAGCGCUACGCCCUCCAGCGGCGGUUCUCCACGUGUGCCAGCCUCCACCUCUUCGUGCACUAUGGCCCGUCCGUCCUGCUGGCGCCGGUCGCCUCCUUCUUCAGUGUGCUGUGUGGCCUGUUGCUCCUGCGUGUGCGUCCCCAACGCAGGGUGGGGGUCUGCCACGCUCACGAAGAACCUCCCACCGCACAGGACAGACGGGGAACCAGCACGCUGUAGCACAGUAGCAGAAGUCAAACCAGAAACACUGCCACUGUUUCUGUUCUGGGUGCCCAAGGUGUCCAGAACAGAAACUUUGCAGGACAGGUGUGCUGCUGGAUUGCACUUGAUCGUAAGGUUAGGGUUAGGAUUACUGGUACACUGUUCUGUCUGAAUAAUAAAUUAGAAUGGGUGGGAUGAGAAACAGCAUGAAAAAUACUAAAGAGAAUUUAUCAGAAGUUUCUAAUCACUCUAUAUGAGGGUGCUGGCUCUAGGUGUAUGAUUUGAGUGAGAAACUGGAGAACUGUUUUGUAUUACUACAAAACAGAUCUGAUUUUCUCUGUUAGUAUUUCUCACUUUUUAAAAACUCUUUAAACACUGUGGUUUAGGCUGACAAGAUCUCGUUAAAAAAGUAUACGAAAAUGUGCUCCUAAUGCCGAACUGUUUGUAUAAUGUAGUUAAUCAAACCUACCACCAGAGGGCAGUAUUGCUUCAGAUCUGCACGUUGCGGCGUCAAGAGACUGUUGAACAGCUCUGAGACUGUUACACUGUGGUUAUCGAGUUUCUGGGGAAAUGAAAUUAUUUAGUUUAUGUGGCGUACAAGAUUAUGAUGUAUAUGCAAUACAAAAUAAACACGAAUAAUACUCUCA